GGCUUAGGUGCAUCCGGUGCAGAAGGGAAGGCUUUCUCCUCUUCGGCUGAGAUGCGCAGCGCUCCGACACGGCGGAGGACGCGAAGCCGCUUGUGAAUUAUAACUGGGAAACGAAGCAACCAUGGACGACGCCCCCCCUCCUCCCACCCCACCGUGCCCCCCACCUCGUAUGAUGCAAAAGUAGCGCACGUUUAAUUAAUUGCGGCUCUCUACUUGGGGAAGGAGAUUUGGUCCCGUGGUCACGCGCAGGGAUGUUUUUUUUCGGCUUGCUUUCGCUACAGAGGACCAUGGAGACCUCCGAAGACAUCGGUCAUGCUCUCUGGUGAGGGCGUGGCCAGGAGCGAGAGUUGUAAAGUCCCCAGAACCACCUCACAUGGAGGUCAAAGGACAUCUGAUCACCUCCAUGGGCUUGGGGGCUCCUGAUGUCGGCGGCUGCCAGGACAGCAAGCUGCAGGCUGAGAGGGUUGCAGCUCUGCAGGAGAGGAAGCAGGCGCUGGAGGCUCUCCUCAACUCCAGGGUGGGAGAGCUCAAGCACGUCUGUUUGCAGGAAGCCGAGCUAACUGGGAAGUUGCCACAUGCUUUUCCCCUGGAGACGGGGGAGAAAGCCCCACCGGUGCAGCGCAGAGCUGGCCUGCCGCCCAACGCCAAGGCGGAAGAUGAGGCGGCCCAAAGAAAGCAGAUGAAGGCCAUCUUCACAGGUGCUCUGUACCGACAUUCGGAAUCUGACCGAAACAUCCCAAAUAGCAAGAGGACAGUUCACCGGGGGUGUCACACAGAGGACGCCGUCAUAUCAGAGAGUACGAGCUCCAUGUCCGAUUCAACUUCCCAUGACAACGAGUCGUCUCCCAGCGUGGCGGCCGACCAGCGCUCUCUGUCUCAGCCGCGGCUCACAGUGGGCAGCCCUGACCACAGGAUUAGCAGGAAGCUGUCACCGGUUGAGAUCUACUACGAGAUGAGGACACGCCGCAACUCUGUCACCAGCUCCGUCAGUGGCCGACAAAUGCCGAGUACAUCCACGUCCUACUGUGUUGCUCCCCACAGCCCGGCUAACUCCUUACCAAGAAGUGCAUCCAACAUUGAAGGCAGAAGUGUUCCAGCUACUCCUCUGCUGGCCCGAACUGCACCAAUCAGCGUCCACGUCAGGUCGGAAGCGUCGGGUGGCGGUGGGUUAAAGCAGUGGUCGGGCAACCUGGAUGCGCCCUAUAUGAUUCCGCUGGCCCAGGAGGGCACGUCCUCUGAGCGCCGAGGCUGCCCUUACAGCUCCCGGGCCAGGCGCAGCAACAGCUCCGAGGCCCUGCUGGAUAGAUCGAGCCUCCCCGACGACCCCGCCCCCAGAAACGGGAUGCCCCCCAGAGGAGGGCCCUACAAGAGCUCGGAGACACUGACGGAUGGCAAGCUGCGCCACAUUCACCUGGGCAGCCCCGAGAGACAUGCUGACGACUCCGUGGACCAGGCGAAGAUGCGUCUGUCCAUUGGAGACAGAGGGUCCGGUGGCGGCUACAACGAGCUGUUGAUGGACUACAUCUGGGGCAAACAGCAGAGGAUGCAAGUGCAGCGGCACCUGUACCAGUCUGCAGGCAGGGUCUGGCAGGACAUGUCCUCUCCUCGCUCCUCCACCGCGGCGGUGCCCACCCACGCCAACGGCUUCUCCCACUCCCAGGUGAACCUCCCCAGCGCCGCACCUCCUUACAGCCCCAUGGUCCUCCGAGGGUCCCAAGCGGAGCUGCGCAGGGUCAAAGUCACCCGAACCAAAUCGUGUGGACCCUUUAUUCCGCUGCAGCAACAUCCCCAGGAUGCCAUCCUGCUCUCGGCAUAUGACUCUCCCCUCCCUGCCUCUGGCACCACCACCACCUCCUCCAUCCCCAACCUGCACCCCUACCAGGCCGAGCUGUCUGGGCCCUCCUUCAGCCGCAGACCCCCUCCGUUCUCUCUUCCGACCCCAGAAGACUCGACGCGCAGCUUGCAUAAAGCCCUGGCUCUGGAGGGACUGAGGGACUGGUACCUGAGGAACGCCCUCGGCUAUCCUUCUGCUGCCCCGAAGGGCCACGAGGCGGGGAUCUCGCGCAUCUCGCACCCUCACCCGCUGGUGCACCAGGCCCAGUCAGUUCAAGGGGAACCGGCCAACCUCCAGAAGUCUCAGAUGCCCCAGUCAGCCAGCUUCCACGGUCACCCGCUGCAUGGAAGGUCGAUGGAGUUCUCUCUCUAUCAGGACACUCCUCAUCCAGAGAUGCAAGAGGUGACCCCAAAGGAACCCAGUGCAGACCCAGGCACCCUAGUUUGAAGCAGCAGACACACACACACACACACACACACACACACACACACACACACACACACACACACACACACACACACACACACACACACACUGACCUGAGCAGAACAGUGUAGCCUCACAGAGACACUUAUUCACUCAGACUCACAUAGUCACAGAGUUGAUAUAAUGACCUCAACAGCAAAGCAAAACACAGCAACCUCAGCAGAAAGAGACUUGAAAGAAGACAAACUGUAGCUGUACAGCGUGAAAAGGCCGUGGAAAGUUCUCCGUGUUCUAAAAGAUCCCACCAGUAUAUGAACUUCAAAGCCAGUAGUCUCACGUGGAGGCCCACUGGAGUGUAUUUAUCUGAUAACACUAUGGUCAUGCUGUACUCAAUAUAUCAAUAUUUCUGGUUGAAAACAAGCAGCAAAUUCCUUUCUGAAAAGUCUCCCAAGAUAUACUUUUUUACAGAAUAUAUACAACUCUAAAUUACUAUUUUGUAUCUUCUGAGAUAUAAAGAACAACUAUAUUAAAGAGGUAAUUUAUUGCUUAUUGAUCUUGUGAUACAGAAAAAUGUUACGUGAGCUCACAUCAUUUGAAAGUAUUAAAACGUGCCAGUGAAUGUGUGUUUGUAAACUAUAACAAAGUCCGUCUUCAUCUGCCGUUAAUUCCACAGCCAUAUGUAUUUUUCACGUUUGAUAAAGGAGAGGGGCCGUGGACUGUAGUGUGUGUGUGUGUAGCAGACGGGAGUGCCUACAUGUUUUAAUGUCCAAACUAAACCUUGGUUAGAAACCUUUUUAAGUGCUUUCUAAUAAUCUGAAAUACUAGCAUUAAGCCUUUGUGAGCUUAGUCUAAUCGAAAAAGUGAAAGCAGUUCACAAUGUCACGACAUGGUGGUAUUUGGCAUGAUGUCAUGUAUUGUAAUUUUUCUAGAUUCAGCGUAGUGCUGGCCAGUAAAUGUAGCUUCUUCUGUGCUGACCUUGAGAGAAGAAUUAGACCAAACCUGAGGGCUUUUGUAAAACCUACUGUGAGGCAGUAGCACAUGACUGUAUGACAAUAAGUUACUCAUAUAAAAUGUGUCUUUUCCAGCAUUUAGUUGUGGAGGAUUUGAGUGUCGUAUAGAGCACUUUAUGAACAUCUUAAGCCUUAAUUCCCUUUGAAAUUAUAACCAAGAGAGUUGACAGGCUGUAGACUGGCUUUAUCAUUUAGGGAAAGAAAUAAGGGGAGUAAGUUUUGUCUAAAUCUACUGAAGGUCCAUCCGGGAGUGAGUCUGUAUAUAAUGGGAUGUACUGAUGUUUUAUUCCUGUACUAACGAUGUAAUUUUUAAACUAACCAUGAUAAAUGCUAAGUAUUUAAUCAAAAUAAGCUCCCCCACUAUUUAAUUGGUUGCAAAGUGAGGUUUGCGUUGUGAACAGAGUAGCGCUGCUUCAGCUUUGAAUGACGGUGUGAGCAGGUCUCAUUCCAGAACAUUUGCUAAGGAGGAUACAUGCCGGCUGAUUUUUGUAUUUGUAAUGAUUUCAAGGCAUUUCACGUGCUUGGUUUGUGUAGCUCGGUGUCAUAAUGUAUCAUAAGUAAUCCGUCUUAACAGUAUUGUAAAGAUCAGAAUAAUACAUGAAAUCCUCAAGGAAGCUGACAAUAAAUGUUUUUGUGUAGACGGACAAGUUUUGUUCCGCCAUUUAUUUCACAAGAUCAUUUGAAUGUGACUCUCUUGUCAUGGAGUCGUACGUGACGUUGUUUUCUGGUUCCUCUGAUGUGUUCACAUCCCGUCAGUGUCCAGCUUCAUAGAGCUUUGUCCUGCUGGUUAAACUCUUAUAUCAAAGACCAAACUGCUGUGCACUUGGGGUCCUAAAUGUAUUUUUCAUAAAAUGUACUCUGUAAGUUGAAAAGGUAUUUGGUGUUUAGCCAAUUCAUUCAUUUUAUAUUUAUUAACAUAUAACAUUUUGUAGCUAUUUACUGUAGCUCUUUCUCAUCAGUGGGGAAUUGGUAAAGUGUGUUAAAACGACUUCAUUCAGCAGCGUGAUGUGUUAUUAUUUGAUUCUUAUUUUUUUUUCUAUUUGAAUGCAACUAUUUUCCUUUUUGCUCCUCUCUUCAUACCCAGGUCUAUGGAAUAAAACUGAAUAGGCCCUAUGCUGUAUGUAUGAGACUGUGCAUUCACUCUCAAUAAAGUGUUAUGUUGGAAUGAA
Pungitius pungitius (ninespine stickleback) is the source of this 4439-nucleotide messenger RNA. RefSeq names its product coiled-coil domain containing 120b (gene ccdc120b). Bases 374 to 2281 code for a protein of 635 amino acids. NCBI's taxonomy places the organism in Eukaryota, Metazoa, Chordata, Actinopteri, Perciformes, Gasterosteidae. The transcript is spliced from 10 exons. The record is from RefSeq and is a predicted model, not a curated record.